Drosophila virilis is the source of this 343-nucleotide messenger RNA. RefSeq names its product bomanin Short 2. The record is from RefSeq and is a predicted model, not a curated record. Gene Ontology annotation, biological process: defense response. NCBI's taxonomy places the organism in Eukaryota, Metazoa, Arthropoda, Insecta, Diptera, Drosophilidae.
GGACGAACAACUGCAUCAGUUCAACUCAAUCGUUUGUGGAACAAUCAACAAUCAGCAACAAUAUGAAAUUCUUCUCCGUUGUCACCGUUUUCGUGCUCGGCCUCUUGGCUCUGGCUAGUGCCGUUCCCCUGUCACCCGAUCCUGGCAAUGUGGUCAUCAACGGCGACUGCAAAUACUGCAAUGUCCACGGCGGCAAAUAGACGAAUCGAACCGAACGAAUCCCGUUCAGCUUCCUAGCCUUACCUCAAUCCGUUGGCACCAUAUUUAUGUACACACUGCGUUUCAAAUUAAACUUAGCAUUUAAAUAAUGAUAAAAUAAAUCAACUUACAAAAAAAAACGAAA